Soboliphyme baturini is the source of this 1113-nucleotide messenger RNA. The record is from the annotation of a GenBank genome assembly. NCBI's taxonomy places the organism in Eukaryota, Metazoa, Nematoda, Enoplea, Dioctophymatida, Soboliphymatidae.
AUGACCGUCCCACCUUUGUGCCAGGUUAGUGGUGGCGAAUUCGAACAUCUAAUCACCGUCGAUCGGCACCCGAACGGCGGUGCUUCCGUUGUCAUCGCCGACUUCCUCAAGCUAUCCUCCGUCCUCGAUGCAGAGGCGAUGCAACGGUUCGCGAAGACCUUUUUCGCAGUCGUCAUGGAAGAAGUCGAAGGUCGGCUCAUUCAUGUCAUGGGGAUUAUUCGCGGAGCUGCGAGCUCAAUGCCAGAUGUCCUCGGUCAUCUCGAGACCAAUUACCCUACGAUGAACGUUGCUUGCGGCAAUCUGACAAAUCCCCGAGCCGUCAGCAGCAUGACUAUGGCCUCUUAUGCCCAGCUGGUCAGAAGGACAUUCGUGGGAUCGACGUACCGUUGCGGACCAAUGAUGUCCAUUAGUUUGGUUGGUGUCAGACAGGAGGAAUGUGGGUCCUAUUGCAACGACUUGCUUGACAUGCUAGAAGCGAAUCCAUUGCUGAAGCCUCUUUUACCGUGGGGUGAAUUUUCUUCAGCGACGAUGAAGUCACGGCAGGAAAGCGAUUUUGGCCCUAUUCUGUGGAUUCGUCCGGGAGAACAAACGAUAUCGACGGAACAGCAGCCAUCUGCGAAACAGUCAAAGCCUGCGGACCAGGAUACCACGACUUUGGCUUACAGUACGCCUUUGAGACUGAGCAGCAGGCGAGAAGUACUGUUUGAAGACCGUACUCGUCCUCAUGCGGAUUUCGUCGGUGGUGGCAUUACUCGUGUGCCAGUGGCUGCCGUUGGUGUGUUAAAGGCGGUGUGCAACAAAAACAGAAACGGUCGAAUCGUAAAAGAAGCGGUGUGUUUCGACAGUGCCGACUUUGAAAAAUUGGUCAGUUUGCUGCAGCUAGAUAUCUACGAGCCGCCCAUAUCUCAGUGUCCUAAGUGGGUCAGCCUCGGGAAGCUGAACCAGCUGCGAAGAGAGGGUAUCCGCUAUUCGUGUUUCCAACUUUUGGAUAACGAUGUGUACGUGAUACCUCCAAAGGUUAUUCAUCAAUUUCGCACGCUGUCCGCAUGUUCUACUAUCGCUUGGCACAUUCCGACGGCCAGAGACCUGCCCUCCACCAACUCUCCUACUUAG